Molecule: messenger RNA, 3455 nt
Organism: Amborella trichopoda
Lineage: Eukaryota; Viridiplantae; Streptophyta; Magnoliopsida; Amborellales; Amborellaceae
Product: PH-response transcription factor
Source: RefSeq, a predicted model, not a curated record
UAUACUCUAUGCUCCUGCAAGAGCAUGAAACUUUUUGGCUUUUAUCUCACGGAACAAAGACAAAUUGUCCACAGACUCGCUUGCUAUCCGUCUGUGGCCACACACUCCACACCACACUCACUCAAAUUCCAGCCACCGAUGCAUGUAACCCACAAUACAAAACAGUGAAAGAGAGAACAUUUUCCAUGCAAAAGGAUACAGAGAAUGAGAAAACCUUGUUCAUAGAACGAUAGAGAGAGGAGAAACCAUUGAUCUGGAAUCAUUUAUUGAGCAAUGGUUUGUGCUCUGUGAAAUUCUUCGAGCAAAUUGGCUUUGGGCUGAGCUGAGAAAUGGCCCCGGAGUUCGAGCUGCCAGAGGCGCUGCGGGCUGUGCUCCCGGCAGACCCUUACGAGCAGCUGGACGUGGCGCGGAGGAUAACGUCAACAGCACUGUCGACGCGGAUUGCGAAGCUCGAGGAUGACAUGGUGACGCUCCGAGAGGCAGUCCAGGAGAGAGAAGAAGUCAUCACCCAACUCCAAGAGAACAUUGAGAAGUUGGAAGUGGCACUGGAAGAGAGCAGUGAGAAGCUUGCGAAGGCCCUGGAAGAAAAGGAGAAGCUAGCUGAGCAAAACAUUUCAUUGUCUAAUAAUGUAAACAAGCUCAAUCGAGAUGUGGCCAAGUUGGAGAUCUUCAAAAAGACUCUCAUGCAAUCCCUUCAAGAGGAAGAAGAGCCCUCUCAAACUGGAGCUGCCCAGGUAUCUGAAAAAAAAAUACCAGAUCCAAACAACAUUUCAUCCCGAUCACUCCUAGGAGAGGAUGAUGCGGGUUUGCAACUUCUGAAGCCAUCUGAAUUGCAAACUCAGGUCUCGGACACUGGAAAUUCAGCUUCAGAGGAUGGAAGUUCAACUGAACCAGAUUCAACAAGGUAUAGUUCUUCCCGUCAAUUUUCAUUUGCAUCCCAAGGUGGCACACCAAGGCUCACUCCUCCAGGAUCUCCCCCUCGAGUUUCAGCUUCAGUUGAACCAGAUUCAACAAGGUAUAGUUUAUCCCGUGGACUUUCAUUGGCAUCCCAAGGUGGAAGGCUUACUCCAGGUGGCACACCAAGGCUUACUCCUCCAGGAUCUCCCCCUCGAGUUUCAGCCUCAGUUUCUCCUACCAUAUCGUCGAAACCAACAACACCACAGCGACAUUCAAUUUCAGUGUCAACUUCAAGGGCCAUAUUUGAUGAUAGAUCUUCAAUUUUUUCGUCAAUGCCUACCAGCCAUACCACUACUACUUCAGGUUCUCCUGAAUCAGGAUCACAUACAGCACGUGCACGAGUCGAUGGGAAGGAAUUCUUUCGUCAAGUCAGGAGUCGAUUAUCUUAUGAACAGUUUGGUGCAUUCUUAGCCAAUGUGAAGGAACUGAACUCUCACAAACAAUCAAGAGAGGAAACACUACGCAAAGCAGAUGAGAUAUUCGGACCUGAUAACAAGGACCUUUACAUCGUAUUUGAGGGAUUAAUCAGCAGGAAUGUCCAGUAGAGUAACUGCCUUCUUCAUUUGAACUAGUAAUAUCACCCUAUUUUAUCCAUAGUUUGAGUUAUUUUUAUUCUCCAUAGUAAAAAGCGAUGAUGAAUAUUUAAAGCUUUCAAUCUUUCCUCCAUAAUUGUAUUAAUUUAUUUAUUCAACAAAAGUCUUUGCAAUAAUUUUGUAGUAAUGUUAUUGUUGUUCUUUAAAAUUUGUGGCAUGAUACGCAUUCUCUUCAAUCCAGACAUCAGAGAGAGAGAGAGAAAGAGAGAGAGAAGGGGGGGGGGGGGCGGGAGGAAUGUAUAAUACUCCUUUGACCAUGAAUAGUGGAGUUUUGCUCAUAUCAACAAAAGAAAAAGAAAGUGAAGGGUUUGCUGCUAAGGAUAAGAAUUUGAUCAUAUUGUCACAAGUUUCAUCUUGUCAAAUUGGCCAAAGUUUGCCAACCUAAAGCUAAAGGGGGUAUAGGAAUCCAAGAUCUCCAGAGUACAAAUUUAGCUUUGUUGGGUAAGUGGUGGUGGCGUUUUGCUACCCAAACCAACCAUUUGUGGUGGCAGGUGAUCCACUGCAAGUAUAGCAGCGGUGACCAUGAAUGGCUGCCUUCCUGCAAAGUGGGAGGCAAUAUUUCCGGCUUCUAGAGGUCCAUCUUGCAUUGCCGCCCACUGAUUCUUAAUCACAUUCAUUUUAUACCCAGAUAUGGCUCAAGAGUUUUGUUUUGGCACAACAUAUGGGUAGGUUGAUCACCUCUCAAGGAGCAAUUUCCAUCCCUCUUCCUGUUAGAUCGCAACCCUCCCUCCACUGUGGUCGAAAGCAUCACUGGCCCUAUCCACUCAAUAUAUGGAACCCGAAUUUCAGAAGGCCCCUUGCUGAUCACGAAUAUAACCACUUCCUGGCCUUCUCAGCAAAGCUUCACUUGGUUUUCUUAUCACCCAUAGGAGAGGACAAGAUUGUUUGGUCCCCUUCUCCAUCUGGAGAUUUCACGUUCUCUUCCUUUUACCACAGCUUGACUUCAUUCCCCCUGAUCCCCUCACACCCUAUCCCAUUGCAGCUAAUUCUUUUUUACCUCCAAAGAUCCAGUUCUUUACCUGAAUAGCCCCCAUGAGAGAGCCUUAACCCUUGAUCAUCUUCAACGGAGGGGGUUACUGCUGCCCAACCGUCGUAUCAUGUGCUGCAAAGCUCAAUAGACAAAUCAACAUCUUUUUCUACAUUGUGAAGUGGCAAUGGCCCUUUGGACUGAUGUACUCAUGCUCUUCAGUUGGCUGUGGGUCACCCCCCAGUAUUCCGCUACUAUUCUCGUCUUACACUCACACCCCUUGGAACAGAGCUGGGAAACUGUUAUGGAUUGCCUCCAUUGCUGCAACACUACGGGUUAUCUGGAUUGAAAGGAAUAGUAGGACUUGUGAAUCUGCCGCUAUCCCUAACCUUCACCAAUUACUCCUUCUCAGACCUUCAUCAACAGCUGCAGACAUUACUUCAUCUGAGGGUCAUGAGGAUAUCUCCAGCAUCCCUUUGGAGGUCACCGGAAAUAGGGACCAUCGAGUUCAAUUUUGAUGUUUGCUCCCUUGGCAACCCUGGCCCCCUGGCAUCUGCGGCAAUUCUGCAAUUUGUCAUAUCUCUUCGGUCCAAGCACUGAGAGAAAGAGCAUGGUAUAGAGAGGAGAGCGAACAAGGGAACAUGGUAUAAACUAUAAAGAGAAGAGAAAGGGGGAGGGAGUGAGAACUUGGUAUACCCUUCUGAGUGAAUCCACUUAAAUCCAUGUUCUGAGUGCGGAUGCACAUGUGUGUGCAUGUGCAUGUGAUACCAAGCCAGUUGUGGCCUUUGCUUUGGUGAAGCAUGUGUAAAAUUAUUAACUGAAAUGGUAACCACAUCUUUUUUUUAUGUUUCCUUAAAUCUUUUGGUUUCAAUGUUGUGUUGUGACAGGCCAGUUGACAUUUGCAUUCGAUGAAAUUGUUUUACAUGUUUAUCGCAUUA